AUAAAAAAGCCCAAGUGAAGAAAACCUCCUUCGCAAGUACCUGAGUCCUCUUCUCUCUCUCUCUCUCUCUCUGAAAAAAAGUUUUCUAUCCUGCUUCCAAAUCUUGCUUCUGAACUUCUCCAAAUCUCCAACAAUGGUGCUCGAGGCGACGAUGAUCUGUAUCGACAACUCUGAAUGGAUGCGUAACGGUGAUUACUCUCCUUCUCGAUUUCAAGCCCAAUCCGACGCUGUAAGUCUCAUUUGCGGUGCUAAAACUCAGUCUAAUCCUGAAAAUACUGUUGGAGUUCUCACUAUGGCGGGGAAAGGCGUUCGGGUUUUGGCUACUCCUACCAGUGAUUUGGGUAAAAUCUUAGCUUGUAUGCAUGGUCUAGAUAUAGGCGGUGAGAUGAACCUAGCUGCUGGCAUUCAGGUGGCACAGUUGGCUCUUAAGCAUAGGCAGAAUAAGAAGCAGCAGCAAAGGAUUAUUGUCUUUACUGGAAGUCCUGUCAAGCACGAGAGGAAAAUGUUGGAGAUGAUUGGAAGAAAGUUGAAAAAGAAUAGUGUAGCACUUGACGUUGUUAACUUUGGUGAAGAUGACGAGGGGAAGACAGAGAAGCUUGAAGCACUACUUGCAGCGGUAAACAAUAAUGAUAGUAGCCACAUGGUUCAUGUUCCACCUGGUCCAAAUGCUCUUUCGGAUGUACUUAUAAGUACACCUAUUUUUACUGGUGAUGGAGAAGGUGGAAGUGGUUUUGCAGCUGCUGCUGCAGCAGCAUCUGCAGGUGGUGCAUCUGGAUAUGAUUUUGGUGUUGAUCCAAACUUGGACCCUGAAUUGGCUCUUGCUCUAAGAGUUUCAAUGGAAGAGGAGAGAGCUAGGCAGGAAGCAGCUGCGAAAAAGGCUGCAGAGGAUGCUUCCAAACAGGAGAAAGGUGGCGAACAGCAAGGUACUUCCCAGGAUGCAACUAUGACUGAGCAAACCAGUACUGCAGCUUCUGAAGUUGAGACUAAGACAAAUGACAUGAUGGACGAUGAGAAUGCUCUACUACAACAGGCCCUUGCAAUGUCGAUGGAUGAUCCUGCAGUUAGCCAUGAUGUAAGAGAUGCAGAUAUGUCUGAAGCAGCUACAGAUGACCCUGAGUUGGCUCGAGCUUUCCAAUUGUCAGUAUCAGACCCCCCCAACGACACAGUGGGUAGAUUAUUGGCGGACCAGUCCUUUGUUUCUUCUAUCCUUGCAUCGCUUCCUGGGGUUGACCCAAAUGAUCCAUCUGUCAAAGAUUUGCUGGCUUCCAUGCAAAAUCAGUCUGAGUCUCAGAAGAAGAAUGACGAGGGACCAAAUGAGGAGGAGAAGAAGUAAUCUGUCAUUUUGCAUUUUGUUUUUUUAUAUCUGUUCCUUUGACAGUCAUAUUGCUACUAGGUAAGGUGAUUCUAGUCGGGGCAUUACUUCACUGGCACUGCUGUUAUGAGUCUCCCUAGCUUAUUGGAACAGAUGUAUGUCUCUUGAUUAGGUUAUUAAAGCCCGUUGUCACGAGGGUAUUAAGCAAGGACAUACAUAUACAUUGUUUUAUGGUAAAGAAUAUUCCAUUGAAAUGUUGGUCAAUGUUAUUACAGUUAAUUUAAAAAUUGAACAUUUCCAACUGCUA
Molecule: messenger RNA, 1619 nt
Organism: Vicia villosa (hairy vetch)
Lineage: Eukaryota; Viridiplantae; Streptophyta; Magnoliopsida; Fabales; Fabaceae
Product: 26S proteasome non-ATPase regulatory subunit 4 homolog
Exons: 10
Coding region: 134-1333 (399 amino acids)
Biological process (GO): proteasome-mediated ubiquitin-dependent protein catabolic process
Cellular component (GO): cytosol; nucleus; proteasome regulatory particle, base subcomplex
Molecular function (GO): polyubiquitin modification-dependent protein binding
Source: RefSeq, a predicted model, not a curated record